Megalopta genalis is the source of this 1190-nucleotide messenger RNA. It is a transcript of the gene Sgt1, whose product is annotated as suppressor of G2 allele of skp1. The record is from RefSeq and is a predicted model, not a curated record. Gene Ontology annotation, molecular function: protein-folding chaperone binding. Lineage: Eukaryota; Metazoa; Arthropoda; Insecta; Hymenoptera; Halictidae.
GUUACUUUGUUACGAUCCUGAUGUAUGUGACAUGAACUUUCGAGAACUGCGGCAUCGCGAAUCAUUUUUGUGUCAAAUUUUUGAAUGAUUUGAGCGUUUGUUAAUCACAAAGAAAACGGUGCAAUGGCUAGUGAAGAAAGUUCUACGCAAAACGACAAUACGGCAGAGAUAGUUCGCAAAAUAAGAUAUGAGUGGUAUCAAACAGAAACGCAUGUCAUAGUCAUGAUUCUUGCAAAGAAUACACGAAACGUUAAUGUCGAUAUGAAUGAAAAUAGUUUGCGCGUAUCAGCUUUACUGCCACAAAGUGAUUACAAUUUAGAGUUAAAUUUAGCUCAUCCUGUAGUACCCGAACAUUGUACGUUCAAAGUAAGUCCAUCGAAAGUAGAAAUCAAAUUGAAGAAAGAAUCUGGGAUAACAUGGACUACCUUAAAGGGAGAUCCAGUAGCAGAGGCUAAGGUGCAGUCUAUACCUCAAGAAAUUUUACAAGCUAGUGCUCAACCAUCAAAGUAUCCCACUUCAUGUACGAAAACUCGAGAUUGGAAUAAAUUAGAGAAAGAGAUUGAAAAACAAGAGGCAGAGGAGAAUGUAGAAGGAGAAGCAGCUGUAAAUGCUUUGUUCCAACGGAUAUACAGUCAAGGCUCUGAUGAAGUUAGGCGAGCAAUGAAUAAAUCUUUUCAAGAAUCUGGUGGUACAGUAUUGAGUACUAAUUGGUCGAAUGUAGGAAAAGGAAAAGUUGAAAGGAAACUUCCAGAUGGAAUGGAAUGGAAACCUUGGAACACAUAAUACAGUCGAUAUAAUGGAUAUUUAAAUUGCUUACUAUAUUUGACCAAAUUCAUUCUUUUUAUUUUUAAUAAAAUUAUUUCCUAAAUAUUUAAAAUACUCGAUAAAACUCAUAAUAAUGUCUACUCCUCUCAGAUGUUGUGUUGUAUAUCAUAAAGUUAAUUAAUUAUUUAAGUGACUAUUCAUAGAUAAUAAUUAUCUUAUAUUUGUUUAGUUUAUUAAAUACAUUGGCAUAUUUUCCUGACUCAGUGUAACUUUUGUUUUAUGUACAAAGCACAAAAAAUUAUGUUUCAUGUAGUCAACAUUUUUGUAAUAUUUCAAAGAAGAAACUAUGAUGAAUGAAGUAGUUAGAAUAGACUUUUUACUGUUAUAUAUAGUACAAUAAAACUUGAGCCAACUAUUGCACCAUA